AUGGUGGACGUCUGCAAGAAGCAGCCGAAAAUUGUAAUUGUUGGAGCAGGAGUAGCUGGUCUAUCGGCGGCACAGAGACUCGUACAAUGUGGCCUAAAAGAUUUCAAAGUCUUGGAAGCCACAGAUAGACCUGGUGGCAGAAUUCACUCCUGCUGGUUGGGUGAUGUGGUCGCGGAAAUGGGUGCUCAAUGGAUAGAAGGCGGCAGUAUAGCAAAUCCAAUCUUUAAUUUGGCGUCGCAAGAAGGUUUGCUCCAGCAUCCAUUAUCCAGGCCUGAUCCAAGCCGCGGUCUAUUCUGCACAAGCGACGGACGCGCUGUAGACUUGACCACCAGUAUCACGGCCUAUCACGCUUAUCAAAAUAUCGAAAGACAAGCAAGCGCUUUGUUCAUGGCAUGCGGACGUCCACAUGGAUCAUUGCUCAAUUUCGUCGAUCUACGUAUCCAGCAGGAACUUCAUCAUUUCCCGAUAGAAUCGCGUUACGAUGCCGCUCGUGUUAUGUAUGGUCUGAGCAAUGCAUCAAGAGGCAGAUUCGGCGCCGAUUUGUCAGACGUAAGCGCCGAUCAAUAUGGAAGUUAUAUAGACAUUCCUGGAGGACGUAUACGUGUUCCCCUUGGUUACGUAGGUGUUUUAGCGCCACUUUUACGUGCCUUGCCCGACUGUGCGGUUAGAUAUUGCAAACCUGUAAGUUGUAUUCGUUGGGGAGCCGUAUCUGAUUCAGGUCCUCGAGCCGUUGUCAAAUGCUGUGACGGCGAAGAACAUCCAGCAGAUUAUGUUAUUGUCACGAUAUCUUUAGGAUGUCUCAAGCAACACUCAAGCCAACUGUUUUGUCCAGCUUUACCUGCUGAAAAAAUGGCAGCCAUAAAGCGCUUAGGUUACGGAAGCGUAAAUAAAAUAUAUCUAGAAUACGCCAAACCAUUUUGGGUAUGGCACGAGGGAGAACUCCGUUUUGCAUGGAGCGCUGAAGAAUUGUCAGACAGAACUGACUGGGGUAAGAGUCUUUGUUCUAUUGAAGAAUGUCCUAACAGUAGGCAUGUUUUAUGCGCUGUUGUCGCCGGUCCCGAAGCAGCUAAAAUGGAACUAGCGUCUGACGACGACGUCGCUGCAGUUAUAACAAGAGUCUUGCGACAAUUCACAGGUGACCCAAGUUUACCUUACCCUAAAUCUAUUUUGAGAUCUCGCUGGAGUACAGAUACCCAUUUCUGCGGCGCCCAUAGUUUUAUGGCAAUGGAUUCUACAGUGGCUCAUCAGUGUGACUUAGGUGCACCUUUGCCAGGCCCUUGCGAUCCUAUACCACCUAUAUUAUUAUUUGCUGGCGAAGCAACCAGCCCAGGACAUUUUGCAACAGUACACGGAGCUCGAUUAAGUGGCAUAAGAGAAGCAGAACGCAUAAUUCAGUUAACUAGAAAAUUUGGAGGACCACCAACAAGUAAAGCAGAUUCGACAUCUAGACUUUUCCGCACAACGCCUGCCAAUUGUGAUAAUCAGUUACCAAAAGAAAAAUUGAAUUGCCCCAUAUUAACAUUGGCGUCACUAACUGCAAAGCGCGAAAAUUCAGAAAACCAAGCACAAGUAUGUCCCAUCGAAGUUUGCAAAGAACAGCCCAAAAUUAUUAUUAUUGGUGCCGGGAUUGCUGGCUUGUCGUCGGCCAAAAGACUCACUCAAAUUGGAUUUCGAAAUAUCACAGUACUAGAGGCAACAGAUAGACCAGGAGGGCGUGUAGACUCCAGAUGGUUUGGAGACAUCUUUGCUGAUUUGGGAGCUCCUUGGACUGAAGAUUUAGAUGUAAUACCACCUUCUGAAAUUAAAACAAGUGAAGAAGCUGUAAAGAAAAUUACAGAAUCGAAACCUCAGCCAAUUGAAUCGGACACCAUCCCAUCUGGAUAUGUUGGUGGAGUUACACCUUUGUUACAAGGUUUACCUAAAGGUUCUGUUUGCUAUAAAAAGCCUGUAGAAACAAUAACAUGGAAUAAUGAUGGAGCCCGAAGGGCAUUAGUAAAAUGCGUCGAUGGGGAGGAGAUUUUAGCAGAUUUUGUAAUUGUUACUAUGUCGUUGGGAUACCUUAAAAGAAACGCACACAAGUUUUUCAAACCAGCUUUAACAUUCGAAAAAAUGCAAGCAAUUCAAGACCUAGGUUACGACAUAGUAGAAAAAGUGUUUAUGGAAUACGAAACUCCUUUAAAAGAUUGGCAUAAAGCCGAUGACUUAUGCUACUUUUGGGAUUCUGAUGAACUUGCUUCGGAAAAAGAUUGGGCAAAAGGCAUUCGAUUAAUUGAAAAAUGCGAUAAUUCCCAGCAUGUUAUUCAUGCAGUUGUAUCAGGUCCGGAUGCUACCUUAAUGAACACAGCUGCGGAUAACGAAGUUGCUUUAGUAAUAACUCGAAUUUUGAAACAAGUUUCUUCGAACCCUAGCGUACCUUUACCGAAAAAUAUAUUACGUUCGAGAUGGAGUAAUAAUCAGUAUUUUUGUGGAGCGCACAGUUACAUGGAAAAAAAUUCAAAGAUCACACAUCCCAUAUAUUUAGCAGAUUCUUUGCCACCACACAAUCAAUCAAUACCACCAGUAUUAUUAUUUGCUGGUGAAGCAACAAGUCCUGGUCAUUUUGGAUCUGUACAAGGCGCACGAAUUAGUGGCAUUCGAGAAGCAGAGCGAAUUGGACACUUGACUAAAAAAUUAUCAGAAAGUUUAAAACACGAUAAGAAAUAA
Molecule: messenger RNA, 2703 nt
Organism: Ctenocephalides felis (cat flea)
Lineage: Eukaryota; Metazoa; Arthropoda; Insecta; Siphonaptera; Pulicidae
Product: spermine oxidase-like
Exons: 4
Coding region: 1-2703 (900 amino acids)
Molecular function (GO): polyamine oxidase activity
Source: RefSeq, a predicted model, not a curated record